UUUUGCUACCAGAAACGCCAUUAAAUAACUUAAAAAAGUAACUUCCAAAUGUCAUAACGAAUAUGGGAAUAAGUACAAAUAGCCAUGAAAAGAUCGAUAAAGAAACCCAAUCACCGCUGUUGAAGAUAUUUAAAGAAAUUAUGACGAGGGAGAAAGAUGAUCCCGAAAAAAGAAAUCUCCUUACGGAGCACAAAGAAGAUAAAAAGAGACGACAAUAUUCCGGAUCCAGAAGCAAAACUGAUCGAAGAUCCUGUGAAUCGAGCAGCUCAGAACAUCGCAAAAGAAGUGGACAGCAGCACGUUUACAAGUCCUCGUCCACGGAGCACAGAGACUUCAAGCCCAGGACUCAGAGCAUACCUUACCAAAGUGAAAAGAAAGACAGUUGGUGGUUCUGGUCUUUCUAUUCCCAGCAAAAUACCAGAGAGCCUACGAAGAAACCACCGCCUGAAGAAACAUGCUCGUGUGUGUCUUGCGCUUUCUGUAACAGACUCAAGAAAGUGGUGAGUACGGAGUACGCCUGCGUCAUCUGUCUCCUUCUCCUGUUUACCAUCACCAUCGUUGUGGCCUUCCUCAUCGUCUUCAAGAGCGUUCCCAUGGGGGACAAAGAGUGCAAGUGCAAGACCACUACAACUACUACAACUACUACGUGCAAACCGACUACGACAACUUGCAAACCGAAGUGUAUGUGUGAUAGCGAGAGAUUGAAGAGGAAGAUUGAGAUGCUCAAUGAGAAUAGGAAGGAUAUGAUGAUUGAUGACUACAAAAAGAAUGAGAAAAAAUACGAUGAUCCGUUGUCCAAGCAAUAUGGUAUCCCGGGCGUGGCUGGAAUAGAUUUCGGACCAAGUUUUCGUGAAUUGAAUUCCUUAGAAGAGUCGGAUAGUAAGAUGUCAAGUGAGAUCGACUGGUCGAACGUUCUGGAUUCCGACAAGAAUACAGACUUUCAGAGUGCUGAAAAACUAAGAGAAUUCUACAAGAAACUAGUUCAAACAGAUGCAAAAAUAAAAACGCUAAAAAGACUCAGCGUACAAAAUGACCCACCGUACAUCGAUGACGAUUUUAUGGCAAAACCUCCUGAAAGGGCCAAGAGGUCACUCAAAAUCAACAAACACCCACCACGCUAUGUCAUCAGGCAUAGAAGAUCAGUCUUUAAUAAACACCAUAAUAUUAAUGAGAAAAGAAAAGCAAACGGCACAAGAAUGAAAAGAUUUGGCGCCGACCCUGAAGAACCAACAGGCUUUGUUAUAGAAAAGAAGAAACUUAUAGUACAAUACAAACCAGUAGCUAAAACGAAACUACCAGUGAAAAAGUGUUCGCACGCACCAAAAGACCAAAUUUCACACACACAUGAGAAUCAGCUAAAACAUCCUUUUUACAAAAAUACUCAACGACUAGACGAGUUACUAGAUAGGUUUUUGAAUAAGAAUCUACCUGAACUAAUGACUGAUCCUUUUGGUUUAGACACGCUUUUCAAUAAAGACAAAGAAAAUAAACUUUGUAAACAUCCGAAUCCUGCGAAAAAUGUUAAUAUUAUUGGUAGAGAUCAGCUGGUUGAUCAGAUACCAAAACCGAGGCUGAAAUAUAAGAAGGUGAAUGUAGUUGAAGAUAAAAUGGGUACACAGUCGGCAGAUCUGGUGAAGAUGCUGAAGCCAGAAGCUUCGACACAGUAUGAGAAGGCAUUCUAUAAUCAUGAAGCUGAAAUGAUGGGACAAGAGAAACAGAAGAUUGUCACUUCUAGUCCUAGUGACUUUGAAGUUUUGCUCAGUGUUUCGACAAUUAUGAACCCUGAUCUAAAGAAAACUGGGAAGGUCCAACCUACCCAACCGUAUAGGGACAAGGAGCCCCUUAUAGAUAAAGUGCCGAACAUCAGAAGACUGAUGCAGCUUGAAACUGGUGAAGAUGAUGAGAAUCUGGGUUACGAGGACUUUAAAGAAGUACUGACGGAUGAUAUGGAAGGCCAUGAUGAUAUGGAUAAGGCUGGGGAUAGGAGGAAGAGGAUGAAUAAUUUGCAGGACCAACCGGCAACGCCGAAUGAAAAAGUGAAGUAUAAUCCUCCUGGGGUUCAUAACCCGAACUGGAAAGGUCCGAUGCCUUUGUACCCUGAUGAGCUGAACUCCAUGAUCAGGCAUUCUGCUCUUAACGUUAAUAAGGUCGACAGUCCCCCAAAAACGCAUGAAAUCCAAUCAGUAUUCUUACAAAGGAAGGGCCGAGAUUUAUCAGACGUUGAAUACGUAGAAGACUACUUAAAGAAUAAAUAUGAAAGUCUAGUUGAAAUGGCUCAAGCAUACAGUGAUUAUGGCGUAUUAGAUGGUAAAAAAGAUGCUAGGAAUGAGAAAAACUCGCCAUCUGAAGCAACGGCUACUGAUCAUAGAAUCAAACUGUCGGUAGAUGAUGGUUCUUACAAAGCUGGUCUACUCGGGAGACUCAAAAGAGGCAGACUCCCAAACUUACUGAAGACCACCAGUCCUGGCGUUCGUCUGCAGAGGACUGUCUUGGAAGAUGAGAUGGCAGAUACCAGUACUCAGCAGACCGCAAACAUUGCUAGUGCAAUUUACUACACCAGCCCAUACAACUCGGAAGGCAUAAGAUUCGAAUUACGACCAACAACCAAAGCAAGAGAAGACGAUGCCAUGAAUGUUAUCAGAAUGCUCUCAAAACAUCUCAAAAUCAAAUCGAGCUCCAAAUCCAAUUUCAAAGUACAAAACAGCAAAGAUAACGCAAACGCCAAACAAACCAGUUUCAUACAUUCUACUCUAAUCUCUUCAUACCCAGAUAUGGAAUUGGUUUACAGUACUAAAUCUAAUAGCUAUAAGACUACUGAAUCCACAACUAUGCAAGAUUUUAAAAGCCCAGAGGACGACAGUGAGAGCGGUGGACUAAUUUUUGCUCUCGGCAGAGGCAAGAGAAAUCUUCUGUCUACUGAUUUUAAUGACUACCCCGAUGCUAAUUUCUACAGGACAGGCACUCUAGCCAAUGGAAGUGCUUAUGAUCAAUUUGUUGAUAAAUUUAACAUGAAACAGGACAUGUACAAUGCGACAUAUGAAAAUGAUCUCGAACCCUACAUUGAAAGAGUUACACAGAAUAAUAUCGAGGUUUUUAGUACUGCUCAUCCAUUUUUAGCGAAUUAUAGUGUACACGAACAGAUUGUAACUUCUGCGACUACAGUGAGACAGAUUAAUGAUGCUGAUAGUAAUGCUGCUAACCUUUCAGCAGCAGAUACUAUAAUAACAAUCAAUAACAGUGAAAUAAGACGAGAUUUUUGUUCAGGCAAUGGUUUUCUAGGAAAAAUAUUACUAACAGUAAAAAACCCUGUCAUAGGAGUUGAAAAUGUAGAUGUCCAAUUUGAUUUACCUAUAAUAAUUAACUUCAAUGAUGAACUGAUGAUGAUGAAUGAUAAUAUAAAUUUCCCGUUUGAACUAUUUACGGAAUCACCGGAUUUAAGUGAGACGGAAUUCGAUUCAUAUUUCGGGACGGUACUUGAUAAUAUUUUGGAUACCAAAAGCUAUUUACCAAACAUGAGAAAUAGAAGAGAGAGUAAAAUUACAGCCACAUUGGUGACUGUAUCGAAUGGUACAAAAAUAUCUUUUGAUAAUCCAACGAAUGUUACUGAUAUUGAAGAUUCAGCAGAUACAACUACUCCAGUGAUACCUGAUAAAACAACUAAUGUUACUGAAAAAACUACUACUAGUACAAUGAAUGUUACUGAAACAACAACUCCUAAGACUUCAAGUGGUAACGAAAGUACCACAAUUUGGACCACAAAUGUUACUUUAAGAACUUCUCCUGACUUACCUGCAAAUUCCACUGGAAAAUAUUCAGUAAAUUACAGUAUAUCGCUGAAACCUGAUAGGUCUAUUCGUUCAAGUGAAUCAGAGAAUAUGACGCUAAGUGAUUUCUUUUCAAUGGUCUCUGAUUGGUUCAAAGCGCUAGAAGGUGUUAAGUUAGAGAAACGGAAAGAGGAAAGUGAUUCUCGUCCGGAACGCUCAGACAUGAUAAUAUUUAUAAAUAGCUCCAAUGAAUCUAACUUAACAACAACAGAACCUACAUAUGCCGUGUACGAUACUGAAAUGAUUGAGAACAUCGGCCAUCGGUCCAGGGUUCUACUCUCCGUUGAUGAUGAUGACAAACAGCCGAACAUAACAAGAGAAAUGACUACUUUUGAACAUACUAAUAUAACAAGCGUCAGAAUAUUGCCCAUCGAUGGUAAUGACGAACCUAUGAACAUAACAUCAAUGGCACCAAUUUUAUCUAACAUUAAAAUCAACGUAACUGCUAUAACAAGCAAGGCUCCCAAAAAUACCUUUACCCAAGUAACUAAGAAAAAAGCGAAUCGAAAAGCCGUCUUCAAGAGAAAUGCUGAAGAUAGUAAUUUAAUAUUUUGGAAUGAUAUUUAUGAUGACGAGUAUGGUAUACAGAAUGAUAAAUUGGAUAAUUCUAUCAGAGACAAACACUCUGUGAAGGAGAAUGAUUUUAUUAAGAGAUCAGGCAGAUGGGUACACGACAAAAUAAAGAAAUUUGCUGAAAACCUAAAGAUAAAUCCACACACUGAUGAAGUGCCGAUCCUGAGAGCUGAUGAAACUGUCAAGCAGCGGAUGCGAAGAUCUGUCAAGCGACGUGGCAUGGUCACAUAUCCUAGGUACAUCUAUGAUAGACUUUAUGAUCAUAGAAGAGAAGCCGACGAGGAGGAAGAAGAUUACGAUGUAGACCAGAAGACCAUAUUCACGCAGCUGUCUGCCAAUAUGAAGAAUGUUUGCAAGCAAGCAGCUAAGGCAGUUGAACAGACGAGAAACGUGCCAAAUUCUAAUGACAACCCAAAAGCCGGCAGAGAAGAAAAUACUCAAGGAUCGAUAGCGUCAGCGCUGAUGCAGCAACUGGUUCGUCUGCUCACAGACUUGGUAGACUAUCAGGUUCAGCAGAAGACUUGCACCAAACUUCCACCAGACCUCCAAAGCUUCUUAGAAUGGCUCACAUACCCCAAGGACGAUGCUCAGGAGCAUGAACCGGACAUACAGACUUUCAGGACUCCGUAUCAGGAAGAAGAAAUCAUGGAGGAGUUACAGGAUCUUCAGAAUGAAGAAAAGGUAGAUCGCCUUGAAGAACCCAGACCAGCUGACAAAGCAGCGUCGAUGGAUAUCAGAACACAUUACCUGGACUGUUUACACUCGGUCCAGGAUCUGCUGGACUCCUACGAGGAAUUGAACGAUGAUGAGAAGAGUAAAAUGUCAGGCGUGAAGACUUAUUUAGAAAAUCAAAUGCAAUUUCUGAACAGGCAACUUUCUGGUUACGAUUUAUUCACAUAUUAUAUCCCACAGCUUUUCGAGAAGAACAACUCACUAAGAUACAAGAGAGAACUUCAUACUAAAAAGGAUCAUUCCACAAAGCACAGACCACGGAGAAAAUUACACAAAUUCAUUAAGAACUUUGGCAAGAAACACACUAGGACUACAGCGAGCUAUUACGAUGGAAUUCAGCUAACUAUGAAAAGGAAGACAGUUAAAAACUAUGAAAGGAUAGACUCUAGAAAUCAAAAUGAUGGUGAUCAGAAACUCUCAAAGCGUAAUUUGAAAGACGUUUAUUAUAAGGCUGUAGCAGAAGCUAAGAAAUAUGCGACAGUUAAGAAUAUUCAUAAGAAAGAUGAGAUCACUCAUUUUCAGACUAGCACUUCAAUAGUUCAUCACUAAAACUACAAAUUUCAAUAAGCUAUCAAUCUUUUCAUUUUGUAACUGGAGAUAGGAGUAUAACGUUACUUGUAUGCAGCUAAUGUUGAAAGUUCUAUCUCUAGUAGUCAAACCAAAAGAUGGAUAAGUUAUUGAAAUCGGUUGUAAAUAAUCUUGUGUAUAUUUUAGACUAGCUUCAGCCAGUUCUUUCAGCAAAUACUAUUCAGGAUACAUGGUCUAUCUAAAACUGAAAGAUUUUUCAAAUUGACCCAGCAAGUCUUGAAAUUAGUGUCUUCAGACAAACACUCCAGUUUUAUAAUAUUAGUAUAGAUUUACAAUAAAGAUAAAAAAAACGAAAACUAAAAAACUUAGUAGGUGGUAUAGAUUGUAUAAUUUGCCCUUAAUUUUAUAUCCGUGUAUCUUUCCAUAACCUAUCUAUUCUUUUUUUGAGACUUCGCAAAUCAAUGGAUAGCUAGCUAGAUAAUCGGUAUUAUUGAUAUUUGAUUAUGAACCUUAUUACAAGGUGUUAAGUUUGAUUUUUGUCUGCCACUUGUCUGAUCUUUUCUCCUUAGACAGUAUCUGUCGAUUACGUACUAGCUUUGUAAAUGUUUUAAAGUAUUUGAUUUUUUUAAUGGCAUUAUUUGUAGUAGAGUUUAUUUUUAGGAUUUAUGCGACAUAGAAAAAAAUAAAAAUUAU
This is a messenger RNA of Helicoverpa armigera (cotton bollworm), 6350 nucleotides long. RefSeq lists its product as uncharacterized. The record is from RefSeq and is a predicted model, not a curated record. Bases 63 to 5678 code for a protein of 1871 amino acids. NCBI's taxonomy places the organism in Eukaryota, Metazoa, Arthropoda, Insecta, Lepidoptera, Noctuidae. The transcript has 26 exons.